AUGGGAUGGUACAGCAGUCUCGUUUCCCUUUCUCGUGACGAAAGGGUCAUUUUAGUGGCCUUCGGCCUUGCUUCGUUGGGCAUCGUCAGCACCAUCGUGAAGCGACUCAAGAGCAUCCGCGACCAGAACGAAAUCCUGCCCUUCAUACCCAAGACGCAAUACAUCACGCAGGACACAGAAGAUGCGCUUCAUCUCGAUACCCUAGAUAAGCUUCUGAGGCACCCAAACUUCUCGGUUCGUGAAGUCGCCACCAAGAUCCUCUGCGACAGGGCCAUCAACGAUCCGGAGACGACGACGACGCUUCUGUACGGAAUCACAAGACCAGACGGCGACGAACGAAUACGAUGCCUGCGAGCGCUAGCUCUCCUGACCGGACAGACCAUGGAACUCGACGGCCUGUCCAAGCUCCAUGAUGCCAAAGCCUACUCGGCUCUGGUGCGAUCGCUGGAGCUGUCUCUGCAGAGCAACGACCCCCCCGAUCUCAGCAACAGCCACUGGGAUGAGUAUCACCUGCGUGACAUGGACGAGCGGUUCUGUCUCAUGUUCAUCCUCGAACUGGUGAACAAGUACGGCGCAUACAAGCUCGUCAUGGCCAAGUUUGUCGAAAAAUGGCUCGCGAAACAAGAUUGGGGAAGGGAACCUAAAGAACGACGUCGAAGGUUCAGAGAGUACAUGAAGCUCAAGAGCAACCGACUGGUGGACAUUGUCACCCGCAUCAAGCAGAGCAAGCGUGGCCUGCGGGCCCUGGAGGAUGCCGGACUGAUGGCCGAAGAUGGACCUCGGCGGCCAGUCCAGGAGCUGCCAAAAAGUAUCAAGGAAGUGGAGGAAGACACGGGUGAGCAGCUGGCCGAUCAACAACCUCUACGAGCCAGGGAACAUUCGGCCGAGGAGAGGCGGCUUCGACGACAACAUCGGGAGGCAAUGGUUCUCAACGAUGGCACGCGGCCGCUGGGACGAGAAGAUAUAAUUGAACGAGACCACGGGUCACCGACAUAG
Drechmeria coniospora is the source of this 996-nucleotide messenger RNA. RefSeq lists its product as uncharacterized. Lineage: Eukaryota; Fungi; Ascomycota; Sordariomycetes; Hypocreales; Ophiocordycipitaceae. The transcript has 2 exons. The record is from RefSeq and is a predicted model, not a curated record. Bases 1 to 996 code for a protein of 331 amino acids.